Messenger RNA from Kwoniella shivajii, 1716 nucleotides. RefSeq lists its product as uncharacterized. Bases 1 to 1716 code for a protein of 571 amino acids. Gene Ontology annotation, molecular function: [pyruvate dehydrogenase (acetyl-transferring)]-phosphatase activity. Gene Ontology annotation, cellular component: mitochondrion. NCBI's taxonomy places the organism in Eukaryota, Fungi, Basidiomycota, Tremellomycetes, Tremellales, Cryptococcaceae. The record is from RefSeq and is a predicted model, not a curated record. The transcript has 6 exons. Gene Ontology annotation, biological process: protein dephosphorylation.
AUGUCAUCUCGAUUACUCUCCCGAUCAACAUUAAUCCGACCUGAAUUGAUCUCUCGGUCAAUCCGACCCGUCCAAUCCGUGAAUGCUGUUCGAUCGUACAGCACGUCACCAAACCCCUCAUCACCUAAUCUCAGAACGACAGCUUUCCUCUCUGUUGCUUUAUUAACAUCUGCAUAUCUCGUAUAUCGAUAUGAGACGUCUCCGACAUCCCCUGCUACUGAAGAUGGAAGUUUGAACGCUAUCUACGGAGAGAAGUUUGAUAUAAGGAUACGAGGUUCAAGGGGUGUGCGAUCAUACGAAUUCAAUCGUAAAUCCGAAAAGGAAGUGGAAAGGAUACUGAAAGAAAAUGAGAGUGGUGAAAAGGAUGUAGGCAGGAAAGGUAAUCCUGUAAUUAGAUGGGAUACAAAUUGGGUUGGUUCAAAUGAACCUUGUGAAGAUCGAUUCGCAUCAAAUCUCAUUCCAAGGAAGUCUACAUCUUCAAACGCAAACGAUGGGUCAGAUAUACAAUCAGAUGAAGGAAAGAAAGACCUCUUGUUAUUCUCCAUUAUCGAUGGUCAUGCUGGAGAUGCUACUUCCAGACUAUUGAAGGAAACUUUGAACCCUGUUAUAGCGAUCUCUUUGGCUGGAUUACAAGCUGGAUUUCUACCUCCAGCUGAAUCUACUGGAUGGAAGUAUUGGACAGAGAAGCUGAAUCCGACAUCUUGGUUUUACAGUGGGAAGGCCGAAUCUGCGUGGAAGCCUGAGAAUGUUACGAAAACAUUGCAAUAUGCAUUUACACAACUAGAUGAUCACAUCUGUCAGUCACCCAUCAGACUUCUCAAUGAAAUGAGAUCAGCUUCUAGCGCCAACCUCGUAUCAUCUGAUAAACCAACGCCUCGAGAAACUCUAGUUGCUCUAUCUCAACCUGCCACAGCUGGAGCAUGCGCAAUGACGACACUUGUUGAUUCCGAGAAUCAAGAUUUGUACGUGGCGUUGGUAGGAGAUUGUAGAGCUGUUGCAGGUUGGCAAACUGCUGAUGGAAAAUGGAGAUGUGAUGCUCUGACUGAGGAUCAGAUGGGUGAAAACCUAAAAGAAGUCGAAAGAGUGCGAAAAGAGCAUCCUCACUCGGAGCGCGAUACUGUGAUAAAGAACGGUAGAGUGCAAGGUGGACUACAACCUACUCGAGCGAUGGGCGAUGCCGUUUACAAGUGGCCUACUGAACAAGGAAAUGCAAUUGCUAAAGCUUACAAAGAAGAAAAUGUCAAGCCUCGUCCUGUAAGACCAUGGAAUUUUACUCCCCCAUAUGUUUCGGCGAAACCAGAGGUGACAUAUAGGAAAUUAACCAAUGAUAAAGGGGAUAAGUUGAAAUUUGUCAUCAUGGCAACUGAUGGUCUGUGGGAUCGUUUAACUUCGGAAGAAUCGGUUCUACUGCUAGCUUCUUAUCUAUCACAUUCUACUCAUCCAGAUAUACCUAAAACUCAACUACCAAAGCUAUUCCCUCUUGUUCAACCCACAGAGGAACGUCCUUACCCUGUGCAAGAGUUACCUCAACCUACAGGUGCAUCAUGGGCCUAUGAAGGAGACUCAAAUGCGGCUACUCAUCUGAUCAGGAAUUCUUUGGCUGGAGCGAACAGGAAGAAUAUGGCUGAAUUGUUAAGUAUGACUGGUGAAGUGACCAGAGAGAUGAGGGACGACGUUACUUGCACCGUGAUAUUCUUUGACGAUGCGAACAGGUAA